AUGAACCCUUAUUCCAUGUCCAAGCCCAGCUAUGGCGCCGCCAGUGGCCCGACGAACAGCGGCCCCAUCUCGCUGGUGAUUAGCACCGUGCAGUUAGCGCUGCUGAUGCUGGCGCCCUGGGCCUUCUUUGCCACCUUGACCUGGGCGCUCAUGAGCAGAUGGGCCCCUCGAGUGAGUUGUUCUGUGUUCACCGACGCGUCCGAGGUCCAUUUGUACCAUUCGAUCCGCUUGGUGGUCUUGUGCUUCUUUGGAUCCCUAGUGGUGCUGCUGAUGGUCUGUGCUGCCAUGUGCCGCGUGCAGUGGCUGCGCAAGGGCGGGAGGAUUGGGGAAGCUGAGCCACGCUACAUGAAGAAGUACUACAGCAUCACUGACUUGGACUUCUAUGACAAUGUCAAUCCAGCGCGCAGUUUCGGAAAAGAGAUGUUGGAUGCAGGGCGAGUGAUCUUCACCAAAGGAUCUCGCUUGGACUACCACCGGAGCUUUGCGCACUUGGGCGCUCGUGGAGUCGGGAACCGGAUGUGGCAAAGUGCAGUGCAGGACGACCCCGAGAAAGUAGUAGCCGUGCAUCAGAACGGCUCCACCUUCUGCGUGGUGCCCAUCAUCGCCGCCAACGACCAAGCGCUGCCAGCCACCUUCGACUUUUGGGCGGCUGGGAAGGACUGCUGUGGGGAGACUGGAGCAGGCUUCGCCUGUGGGGCAGCCAAGAGCGCCGUGGCACGGGGCUGCUUGACCCAGCAGAUGAGCCUUGGGCAGCAAGCUUCCUCGCGUGCUUUUGCUUUGCUUUUCUAUAUUCUAUAUGAUUUGCGUGACAUGUUGCCGUUGGGCUUGUCAGUGAUGCUAAUUGCAGUGGAGGAGUACAACUACCGGCAGGCGGUUCGCUUUGCAGAAGUGGGCUUUCACCUCGAAUCCGUUCACCCGCUCUUCUUUGAGUGGACUGCGAAUCCCAUUGGGGACAUGAGUGUUCCGCGAGAGGAAGCCUUUGCGAUGUACUUCAUGACCAACUUAGUGUUCUUGCUUGGUACCUUCCUUCUGGUGGUGGUUGGCUACGUCUGCUUCCUGCGCGCGAAGAAUUAA
This is a messenger RNA of Durusdinium trenchii, 1074 nucleotides long. Lineage: Eukaryota; Dinophyceae; Suessiales; Symbiodiniaceae. The record is from the annotation of a GenBank genome assembly.